This is a messenger RNA of Brassica napus (rape), 1375 nucleotides long. RefSeq names its product phospholipase A1-IIalpha. The record is from RefSeq and is a predicted model, not a curated record. The transcript has 3 exons. Bases 164 to 1372 code for a protein of 402 amino acids. Lineage: Eukaryota; Viridiplantae; Streptophyta; Magnoliopsida; Brassicales; Brassicaceae. Gene Ontology annotation, molecular function: glycerophospholipid phospholipase A1 activity. Gene Ontology annotation, biological process: lipid metabolic process.
CUUUAUAUUUUAUCCUUUUAAACUGUUGUAACAUGCGUACACUUAACAAAGACUUAAAACCGGCACUAUAUAUGUGAAGGGCCAUGCAUUAAGGACCAAUUCCUUCACACAAAGGAACAAUGUUACCAUCCAGAAAAAGCAGGGAAAAAAACUAAAGGCAAGCAUGUUGGGAGCCAUAGCCAAGAGGUGGAAAGUUCUAAGCGGCCAAAACAAAUGGAAAGGCCUCCUUGACCCACUUGACCCAGACCUUCGUCGCUACAUCAUUCACUACGGCGAGAUGGCUCAGGUUGGUUACGACGCCUUUAACUGGGACCGUAAGUCCUUAUACGCCGGUGAUUGUUAUUACUCUAAGAGCCAAAUCUUUGCUCGAACUGGCUACCUUAAAGCCAACCCUUUCAGGUACAAUGUGACCAAGUACAUCUACGCAACGGCUUCUUUAAACCUACCAAUCUGUUUCAUCGUCAAGUCUUUGUCAAAGGAAGCCUCGCGCGUGCAGACUAACUGGAUUGGUUACGUAGCCGUGGCUACAGACGAGGGCAAGGCGCUGUUAGGGAGGAGAGACAUUGUUGUAGCUUGGAGAGGAACUCUUCAGCCAUAUGAAUGGGCUAACGACUUCGAUUUCCCACUUGAGUCAGGUGUCAAAGUUUUCCCUGUAUUCGACUCCAAGAUCGUGCCUCGUAUUGGAAGUGGCUGGCUCGAUGUCUACACCUCUUCUGAUGCUAAGUCGCCUUAUGACACUACUAGCGCACGAGAACAGGUACAAGGAGAGCUCAAGAGAUUGUUAGAUGUUUACAAGAACGAGGAAGUGAGCAUCACUUUCACAGGCCAUAGCUUGGGCGGAGUAAUGUCAACUCUAGCAGCUGCAGAUCUUGUCAAUGGCAAGAAAAACACGAUCAGUGCAGGACUUGAAAGAAAGCAAGUUCCCAUCACAGUUUUUGCAUUUGGGUGUCCUCGGAUUGGGGACCAAGACUUCGUGAAAAUCGUCGACUCACUAAAACAACUAAACAUCCUAAGAAUAGUCAAUGUUCCGGAUGUGGCACCACAUUAUCCACUCUUGCUGUAUGCAGAAGUAGGCCAGGAGCUCCAGAUCAAUACACUGAACUCGACUUACCUGAAAAGGUCUCUAAACUUUAGGAACUAUCAUAACCUGGAGAUAUACCUGCACGGCAUGGCGGGGAUGCAAGACAAAGCGGGGCUGUUUAAGCUGGUGAUUGGUCGGGAUAUUUCAUUGGUCAAUAAAGGUUUAGAUGCUCUGAAAGACGAGUUCUUAGUGCCUAGUACCUGGAGGUGUCUUGCAAACAAAGGGAUGGUUCAAAAGGAUGAUGGCACAUGGCAGCUGGAUGUCCACAGGAAAGAUCAUGAUGAUGAUUGACCC